CUGGCUAGAAGUGGCACGUGGUACUUCGGACACCAUAGUUUCCGCUGCUGCUUCACAAUGCAUCCGAAAGUUGCUCCAAAAUGGAAAUAGUAUGUUACUAGAGCCCAUCAUGCAAUUGGAGAUUGUUGCACCGGAGGAAUAUUCCCCAAGUAUUAAUGCUGAUCUCGCUCGUAGAAGAGCGGAAAUACAACAAAUCGACAUGCGAGGCAAUAAUAAGGUGAUCAGAACUCUUGCGCCAUUAUCAGAAUUAUUGGGAUAUUCAACGGCAUUGAGAAUUAUCACGUCGGGUAGCGCUACGUUUUCAUUGGAAUUUAGCCAUUAUCAGUUAAUGACUGCCGCUGUCGAAGACAAAGCAAUUUAUAAACUUAAAGGAUUUUAAAAUAUAUAAUUGCAAGUAAUAAUGUAAGAAAAUAUUACAUAUAGUUAAAAUUGCUGUAUAUAAUAAUAAUAUUAUAUACACAGUAC
Formica exsecta is the source of this 465-nucleotide messenger RNA. Its product is annotated as elongation factor G-like. Lineage: Eukaryota; Metazoa; Arthropoda; Insecta; Hymenoptera; Formicidae. The record is from RefSeq and is a predicted model, not a curated record. Gene Ontology annotation, biological process: mitochondrial translation; ribosome disassembly. Bases 92 to 379 code for a protein of 95 amino acids. Gene Ontology annotation, molecular function: GTPase activity. Gene Ontology annotation, cellular component: mitochondrion. The transcript has 3 exons.